Hypoxylon trugodes is the source of this 1372-nucleotide messenger RNA. RefSeq lists its product as uncharacterized. The transcript has 2 exons. The record is from RefSeq and is a predicted model, not a curated record. NCBI's taxonomy places the organism in Eukaryota, Fungi, Ascomycota, Sordariomycetes, Xylariales, Hypoxylaceae. Bases 428 to 1237 code for a protein of 269 amino acids.
GUGAUGCAUUCUUUGUCUGGAAUGGGACCCUCUCGAAAUUAUACCAAAAAUAGAAGCUGGCGUGAGACUUGGCGCAUUCCUUAGGUACACUCAUGCUAAACUUUUCGAAUUCAUCUGCCCCAUACGGGUUGUAUGGUUCUUAAAAUAUUACCUGGAAAGAAGAAAAUCAGGUAUACUGUCGAAAGCGUUAGUGCACUGCAAAAAGCGAAAUGGCCGCUUUCAGGCAAACCCUGAAUGGGAGCCCGUAUAUGAAUAUCGGGUAUAACUGAUGGAGAUAAAACUCUUUCAAAGAAGAAUUGAGGACAAAGAACACUUACAUUCUAGUUAUCCAAACGUUCUUCUGGAUUUUUCUCCCAAUUUCACUACCACUAUCGCCUCAGAAAGGAGAAACAUCAUAGUUUUCAUAUCACCAAAAGCAUAGACCAUCAUGACAACCAAAGUCCAAAAGCGCAAGCGCACUGACAACUCCAAGCUCGGGGGCUUCGGCCGACGCACUAAGCGCAAGGCCACCAUCGACGACCUCCUCCCCUCCGUCGAAUUUGACGACGACCUCUCGAGCGACAACUCAUCCGACUUAUCCGAACUCCUCGACGACCCCGACUACCGCGCCUGGGAAACGCGUCUCGAAGAAUACCAAUCAAGCCCGGACUACGGCUACAAGGAUACCGUCCAGUCCCGGCCCUUCGUCCCCCCACGAGUGACGCGCAUCCCGUCGUUUUCCGACACAGAGGAAGAGCGCGAAUACAAGGCGAAGGUCCAACAAUUCUACGAUGAAGCCGGCAUAGACGUAAAAGUCGAUGAUCCAAUUGUCGGGGAGUUCGAGUCGGACAUUAUCGCCCGCGAGGGUGAAAAGAACUUCGAGGGCAAGGCCGCCUCACCGGAGGACAGCAGCGAUGAUGACUUGCCGAAGUUCACCCCGGACACGACGCCGCUUGCUCGCUUCAACUUCAAGGAGCUCCUUGAUAUUACCGGCCAUACGUUGAAUUACGUCAUCAAAACCCGCGGUGCCGACAUCGACCCCACAGACAUAGACGCUGUGCGGGAAACCCUUGAUGCCGAUGAUGAGGUGUAUGACGAGGCGGAGUGGUACACGCCGCUUGAAAAGGCGAGGGAGCAAGCAGAGGAGAUCGUUAAGCAAAUCUUUGAUAUGCCCGUUCGCGAUUUUAUGGGCCUUGCUCACAACGUCGUUCGCUUUAAGGAGGAAUUAGAUGAGCGUGGGAUCUACAUUCUCGACUAAUAGUGAGGAUUUGAUGUAUUUAUUUCCGUUGGUACGGAUCAAAGGCUCGUUGGUUUGGGAAAAGGACUGUUGUCAGAUUUUCAAUCAGAUUUCUUGAAAAUUUUAGACCUGUAAUAUGAAAUUGUAUUCUGUAAA